UUUCGUGGGAGCCAGGGAGUAGACAGUUUAGCAGCAGAGGAGGGAGUCUAUGUGCGCUGGAUCGCAGUGCGAGGUGUGUGAGGCUCACAUUGGCCGAAGACCCUGGGGCGCAAUCGCAGGGGAGUUAGGACUCGCGACUUGGCUGCCGGGCCUUCCUGCGAGGCUUCAGAGGCACAAACUGAAGGGACUAGCUCGUUCAGCCGCAUCUCACCUCUCUUUUAAGUGCACCGAGCGGGGCCCGCGUUGAAGCAGAAGCUGUCGGGGGGCGCGGAGCCCGGAGUCCCAGUGUGGCCUGGCGGAACGGAACUUGUGUCAGGGCGAGCCAGGUGGGAACCCCCGGACCGCGCUUGGGUUUUAAGGAGAAGCCUACAUCUUCUGAGGGGUGCCGAUACCGAGAUAGUCAAGGAGUCGGGGCGGCCACUGAAUCCCCAGAGGGGAGACCCUGUUGGGGAAAGGGUACGCAGUCCCAAACAAUCUCGGAAAGCAGAGCGGAAUCAGGCGUGUACACCCGGGGGCGCAGAGCCCCCGUCGCUUCUGGUGCGGCAGAGAGGUGAGGGGAAGGAGCCCUUGGAGGCCCCAGCCUGUGCUCAGGUUGGGGGCGGCUGCCCAGUGAGUUCUCCUGGCUCGCCAGGAGAAGAACGGCACCAAAGCCUGCGGGAGGGGAGCAUUUCAAGGCCCGUGGACGAUGAGGAUGGGAGCCUGAGCGCUUCAGAGCACAGAGCAGCACGGCGGCAAGACGAGGCGAGCUUUGCUGAGGAGGCGCCAGGGGAUCCGGAACUGCAGCCUGCCCCGGGAAGAUGGCCCGGCCAGGGCAGCGUUGGCUUGGCAAGUGGCUUGUGGCGAUGGUCUUGUUGGCGCUGUGCCGGCUUGCCACGCCACUGGCCAAGAACCUGGAGCCCGUGUCCUGGAGUUCCCUCAACCCCAAGUUCCUGAGUGGGAAGGGCCUGGUGAUCUACCCAAAGAUUGGAGACAAGCUGGACAUCAUCUGUCCACGAGCAGAAGCAGGGCGGCCCUACGAGUACUACAAGCUGUAUCUGGUUCGGCCUGAACAGGCAGCUGCCUGCAGCACCGUGCUCGACCCCAAUGUGCUGGUCACCUGCAAUCGGCCAGAGCAGGAAAUCCGCUUCACCAUCAAAUUCCAGGAGUUCAGCCCCAACUACAUGGGCCUGGAGUUCAAGAAGCACCAUGAUUAUUACAUUACCUCUACAUCCAAUGGGAGCCUGGAGGGACUGGAAAACCGGGAAGGAGGUGUGUGCCGCACACGCACCAUGAAGAUCAUCAUGAAGGUCGGGCAAGACCCCAAUGCUGUGACACCUGAGCAGUUGACUACUAGCCGACCCAGCAAGGAGGCUGACAACACUAUCAAGAUGGCCACGCAGGCCCCCGGUAGUCGGGGCUCCCUGGGUGACUCUGAUGGCAAGCAUGAGACUGUGAACCAGGAAGAAAAGAGUGGCCCAGGUGGGAGCGGAGGCAGCAGCGGGGACUCUGACAGCUUCUUCAACUCCAAGGUGGCAUUGUUUGCGGCUGUCGGCGCUGGCUGCCUCAUCUUCCUGCUCAUCAUCAUCUUCCUGACGGUUCUGCUACUAAAGCUGCGUAAGCGACACCGCAAGCACACGCAGCAGCGGGCACCUGCCCUCUCACUCAGUACCCUGGCCAGUCCCAAGGGGGGCAGUGGCACGGCGGGCACCGAGCCCAGCGACAUCAUCAUCCCCUUACGGACUACAGAAAACAACUAUUGCCCCCACUAUGAGAAGGUGAGUGGGGACUACGGGCACCCCGUCUACAUCGUCCAGGAGAUGCCACCCCAGAGCCCAGCGAACAUCUACUACAAGGUCUGAGAGCCCGGAGCGGCCUCAGGCCCUGAGGGACCGUCGGAGGGGACUGCACCUCUCCUUUCUCUCCACGCCCUUCCCCUUGCCAGCUGUGCCCACCUUUGUAAUUAGUUUUGUAGUUUCUUGGCUUUUAUAAUCCCCCUUUGCCCUCCCCCUAGGCUUUGGAGGGGGUACUCAUGCCCCCAGCCCCCAUGCUCUUGUGCCUUCCCCCUCUGGCCAGGCCUCUGGGCUCUGUGGGGGUGCUCCUUUGAGGAGGGCAGGGUUGGACACUAAUGGACAGUAAGCAGGGAGAUGACCCCGCCCCCCUGGCCCUGCCCUCCUCACUCCCUUUUCCCCUUCCCAAGACUGUUUGUCUGCUAUGAUCACUGUUUUUAAUGUUUUUGUGUUCAUUUUUUAGCUGAAACUCCUUUUCAUAUGCUUUUUUUUUUUGGAAGAAAAAUCAGCCCCUCUGAGCCCAGCUCAGCCUAAUAUAAGGGGUCAGGGCCAGGGCCAGGAUGUGGCCAGCUUGAAAGCAUAGGAUGGCCUAUCUGUUAUUUGGGGGUAAGGGAGAUCAGGACUGUUCUUGCCCAUGAGGAAAGAUGACAGUGCCUUUGGGCAAAGUGUCUCACCCUCCCCUCCUGACCCUUUUGCUACAAAGCUGAUUUUGGCAAUGGGGUAGUGGCUGUCACCCUUUCAUACACACACACACACACACACACACACACACACACACACACACCUUCCUUGUGGGAUUCUUGGGCAUCUCCUGCCUCCCUCACUCUCACGGUAAUUAACGUCUUAAUUGGCUGUUGCCUGGGGAACAGGAGAGCUGUUGCAGGCAGAUGACCUCAUGGGGGGUGGAGGGAGGUGAGGUGCCCAGGUGGCUAUUUGCCCUGUAGAGCUGGGAGUUCUCCCUUCUCCCCCCUCCCCUUCCUGUUCUCUCCUUACCUUUGGCCCCCUAGGCCUGGUGGGAGAUAGAGGCCCAGGGCAGAGACCUAAGCAGGUAUAAGGCCAGUUGGCCUGCUCCUUUUCUGGGCUCUAGCACAGGUGGAUGUCCCUAAAGCCAGCUCUCAUUGGCCUCCUACUUUUGGGCUGGGGCUGGAAAGAGGAAGAAGCUGCCCAGGGUUGGGCCAGCACGCCGUGCACUUUGACCCCGGCUCCUUGCCAGCACGGCUGCUAACAGACUGCCACUUGAGUGUGCCUUGCAGGCGCUCCUAGAGUGGCCAUGGAAGGAACUGGGCCUUACACCAUCCACCUUCAUACUGCCUCCUGGCCAGUUGCCUACCUUAGUGCCAGGUGGGAGAGAGAGAGUGGAAAACCCAGCCUCUUCCAGGUGGCAGUCGGAAGGCAUUUUGUUUUUGUUUCUGUUGUCAUUUGUGUAAAUACUAGUCUUUUUUUGGAAAAAAAAUAAUGUAAAGAUGUUUUGUAUAAACUCUGAAUUAUU
Molecule: messenger RNA, 3255 nt
Organism: Pipistrellus kuhlii (Kuhl's pipistrelle)
Lineage: Eukaryota; Metazoa; Chordata; Mammalia; Chiroptera; Vespertilionidae
Gene: EFNB1
Product: ephrin B1
Exons: 5
Coding region: 798-1838 (346 amino acids)
Biological process (GO): axon guidance; ephrin receptor signaling pathway
Cellular component (GO): plasma membrane
Molecular function (GO): ephrin receptor binding
Source: RefSeq, a predicted model, not a curated record